GAGCCCAUGGCGGAGAGCGUGAUGCUCUGGGACUGGCCCGGCUCCGGCCGUAGAGGUUGCGGAACGCUCGCGCUCUGUGGAGAGGGCUGAGGAUGUGGGCAGGGCGGCCGAGGCGGAAGCGGGCAGGACAGCGGGGGCGGGGCCUCGUGGGGAGCAGCAGCCUGACCCCUUGAAGCCGAUGGAUGAAAACACCACAUAGAACCAUGAUGUGACUGGAAGAGAUCUCUCACUAUGCAAACAGUACAACAUUCUACCCAUACCCUGAGGACAGCUCUCAUCUCAAAAAACCCAGAACUUGUGUCACAAUAUGAGAAGUUAAAUGCCGGGGAGCAGCGUCUGAUGAACCAUGCCUUUCAACCAGAAAGCGACCUCUUUGGACCCAUUACGUUGCAUUCACAGUCAGACUGGAUCACGUCACAUCCGGAGGCCCCUCAAGACUUUGAACAGUUUUUCAGCGAUCCUUUCAGAAGAACGCCCUCUCCAGAGAAACACAGUAUUUACAUACAGUGCAUCGGUUCUCUAGGAAACACCAGGAUUAUCAGCGAAGAAUACGUCCGAUGGCUCAAGGGCUACUGUGAAGCAUUUUUCUAUGGAUUGGCAGUAAAGCUCCUGGAGCCAGUGCCUGUCUCUGUGACUAGGUGCUGCUUUAGGAUCAAUGACAGCACGCAGAACUUACAGAUUCAUGCAGGGGAUAUUCUGAAGUUCUUAAAAAAGAGGAAGCCUGAAGACGCCUUCUGUGUUGUGGGGAUCACAAUGAUCGAUCUUUACCCAAGAGACUCGUGGAAUUUUGUCUUCGGACAGGCCUCUUUAACAGACGGUGUGGGGAUAUUCAGCUUCGCCAGGUAUGGCAGUGAUUUCUACAGCUCACACUAUGCUGGCAAAGUGAAACUGCGGAAGACAUCUUCAAGUGACUAUUCCAUUUUUAAUGACUACUACGUUCCUGAGGUGAAUAGUGUCUUGCUGCUACGAUCCUGUAAGACCUUAGCCCAUGAAAUCGGACACAUAUUUGGACUUCGCCACUGCCAGUGGCUUGCCUGCCUAAUGCAAGGCUCCAACCAUUUGGAAGAAGCUGACCGGAGGCCCCUGAACCUUUGCCCCAUCUGUUUACGCAAGUUGCAGUGUGCCAUUGGCUUCGACAUUAUAGAAAGAUACAAAGCGCUGGUGAGGUGGAUCGAUGAAGAAUCCACUGACGCCCCCCGCGUCACAUCAAAACAGAGUCGUGAAGUUGGCGUCACGUCAAAACAGAGUCGUGAGGUUAAUGCGAGUUUGCCCAAACCUAUGGAAGCCUUUAAGGAGUGGAAGGCGUGGAUAGUAAGGUGCCUUGCUGUUCUCCAGAAAUAAGCACGAGUAACUGAAUAAACACUUGCACACCAUGCAAUAAACACCUGGCUGAAUUACUUCCCUGGAAUAAACUUGACUGAUUGUGCAUUG
Erinaceus europaeus (western European hedgehog) is the source of this 1431-nucleotide messenger RNA. RefSeq names its product archaelysin family metallopeptidase 2 (gene AMZ2). NCBI's taxonomy places the organism in Eukaryota, Metazoa, Chordata, Mammalia, Eulipotyphla, Erinaceidae. The coding region runs from base 232 to 1341 and encodes 369 amino acids. The record is from RefSeq and is a predicted model, not a curated record. Gene Ontology annotation, molecular function: metallopeptidase activity. The transcript has 8 exons. Gene Ontology annotation, biological process: proteolysis.